Molecule: messenger RNA, 1015 nt
Organism: Cyclopterus lumpus (lumpfish)
Lineage: Eukaryota; Metazoa; Chordata; Actinopteri; Perciformes; Cyclopteridae
Gene: znhit3
Product: zinc finger, HIT-type containing 3
Exons: 5
Coding region: 7-501 (164 amino acids)
Biological process (GO): maturation of LSU-rRNA from tricistronic rRNA transcript (SSU-rRNA, 5.8S rRNA, LSU-rRNA); snoRNA localization; box C/D snoRNP assembly
Cellular component (GO): pre-snoRNP complex; nucleus
Molecular function (GO): protein binding
Source: RefSeq, a predicted model, not a curated record
ACACGCAUGAGAGGACCUGCCCUUCGAACAUAUGAACCAAUUUGUUCGUCACUUAUUUUGUUUUUACGCUCCAGGAUGCAGUUAUGCAGUGUGUGCCGCGAACACACACCGAAAUACAAAUGCCCAGCCUGCAAAAUAAGAUAUUGUUCACUUGGCUGUUAUAAGAGGCAUAAAGACACUUGCCUCCCCGUUGAGCAGCCUGCACCGCUUGAUCCCGAAGCUACGGGUUCUUUCAACUCUGAGACGUGGACGGUUGAGGAUCUUCUGCAUGAAGAGGACAUCGUUGACAAAGCGCCUCUGCAGAGGCUCAAGCUGUUAGGUCAGUCGAAAGAGCUCCGGGAUCUUCUUUGCAACCCCCACCUGAGACGACUACUGCGCUCCAUUGACAGCGCAGACAGCAAAGACGUUGCUAUGAAGGCCGCCAUGCAGGAGCCUCUGUUUGUUGAAUUUUCAGAUCGGUGUUUGAAAAUUGUCGAAAAUGAAGACAAAUCAUUGAAAUGAAGCUGAUGUCUUGUAAAAUUGUGCCUGCAUUAGUUUCUCAGAUCACCUUUUUGAAUAUAUUUUUUUAUAAAGUCAAGUUCCUUUAAUUUGUCGAUAUAUAAUCUGUCUUGAUACAGUAUUUAGAGUUCAAACACAUACUGAAAUAUUGUCAAGCUAUCGCUUCCCGAGUCGAGCCAAAAGGCUUUACAGUGCAGCUAUACAGGUUACUUGUGGAACAGCUGAUCACAUGUAAACGAAGUUUAAACUGAAAGGAAAAUGGAUCCAUUAUAUUUUUAUUAACACCGACUUUUAAAUAUUAACAUUUCAAGUUAUACAUUAAUCCUUUGGUACACUGUACACAUUUCAAACCGUCAUGACAGUGAAUCUUUAGCUGGAAAAAGGUUAAGCACAAAUGAAGAUAUAAAAGGAAUUAACAGCAUCUGUGUGCAUAAGAUCAAAACCUAGGACUAAACAUGACAUUACUUAAAGCAAAAGAGGUUCUGCAUAAUAAAAUUACAAAUAUAGUAUAAUCUGA